Molecule: messenger RNA, 1092 nt
Organism: Triticum dicoccoides
Lineage: Eukaryota; Viridiplantae; Streptophyta; Magnoliopsida; Poales; Poaceae
Exons: 7
Coding region: 1-930 (309 amino acids)
Source: RefSeq, a predicted model, not a curated record
AUGGAGAGUUCCCACCGCCUGCUCCUCGUGGCCGGCCUCCUCGCCGCGGUGCUCCCGGCGGUGGCCGCCGUGUUCGGGCCGCAGUUGGGGGCUCCAUGCGAGCCCACCCUGCUGGCGACGCAGAUCGCGCUCUCCUGCGUGCUCGACAUGCCCACCGCGCACUGCUGUGAGCCGGUCGUCGCCGCCGUCGACCUCGGGGGCGGCGUCCCCUGCCUCUGCCGCGUCGCCGCCGAGCCGCAGCUUGUCAUGGCCGGCCUCAACGCCAGCCACCUCCUCACGAUCUACAUCACCUGCGGUGGUCUCCGUCCCGGAGUCGCCCAUCUUGCAGCAGCCUGCGAAGGACCCGCUCCCCCGGCCACCGUCGUCAGCAGCCCCCCAUCCCGACGCCCCUCUCCUGCACCUCGCCAUGAUGCACCUCCACCGCCGAUGUUGAGCCGGAACGCCUAUUUGUCCUUUCAACAGCACCACCGGGCCUUCUUGGCCAACAAUACGGGGUCUGAUGUGUGUGCCCAUGCCAAAAACCUUGCUAACGACAUCGGUACCGAGUGCGGGCUAUACCCCUCGAAAACCGGAUUAGAAAUUGGCGACGUCAUCAAGUUCUACGCGCACUGUAUGGGGCUUCGUCCCGAAGACUUUCGUCUACCAGCCGCAGGGUGCAGCCAAGUGCUGAACACUCCACCGCUGGAGGGACGAACACCUCCACCAUCACUGGCUGCAGGCAUUACAUCGCUGCCCCAGGCUCGGCUCUCAUCAUCGAACCAGCAUGUGCUUGCAAUUAUCUUAGCGGUUACCUUGUUUGUGCUUGUUGUGAUUGUUGGAGCGCUAGUGGUUCAUUUUGUGUGGAAGGGCAAUGGUUGGUCACAGUUGACAUUGGCGGGGGCUGCAGGGGAGUUGCUGCUGCAGGAAAUUCGGAAACAAGAGAUGAAGUAGUAGACCAGGGGAGGAUGCCAAGAAGAAGAUUAGUUUAUUACCCUCCGCAGUUUAUUAUCCUAGUAGUCCACAGAAUCAGUUUCACUGAGUAGAAGAAACCAGAAUACCCUCAGCAGUCGUCCACAUGAUCUGUUAAAAUGUGUACUUGGCAUUUUAAAUGAG